Molecule: messenger RNA, 1440 nt
Organism: Scedosporium apiospermum
Lineage: Eukaryota; Fungi; Ascomycota; Sordariomycetes; Microascales; Microascaceae
Product: Amidase
Exons: 2
Coding region: 1-1440 (479 amino acids)
Source: RefSeq, a predicted model, not a curated record
AUGGUUGACUCUGCUCAUGAAUGGCUACGCAGCGGCGAUAUCAACCUGAAGGGCCCACUGGCCGGGGUUCCCAUUAGCUUGAAGGAUAAUAUCGCAGUCGGCGGGUUCGACACAACCGUCGGAUACAGUAGCUUCGUCGGCAACAAGAACCCGCAGGAUGGUGCCAUGGUCAGGCUCUUGAAGGAUGCUGGAGCAGUACCCUACGUUAAAACCAAUGUGCCAAUCACCCUUCUCAGUUUCGAAUCGACAAAUGAUGUCUGGGGGAGGUGCACAAACCCCCACAAUAGCAAGUUCUCCCCUGGCGGAUCGACUGGGGGGGAAGCGGCCUUGCUGGCUCUGGGGGGGCGAAUCGGCAUUGGUAGCGAUGUUGCCGGGAGCGUACGUGUUCCUGCCCACUUCUCGGGUAUUUACACUCUUCGCUGCUCGACAGGGAGGUGGCCGAAGCACGGGAUGUGCACGAGCAUGCCGGGUCAGGAAGGAGUUCCCAGCGUAUUUAGUCCCAUGGCGAGGACUGUCAACGACCUCCGCUACUUCACCAAGUCAUUGAUAGAUAUGGAGCCGUGGAAAUACGACUGCACAGUCCACCCACUCCCAUGGCGGCAGGAUAUCUGGGAGGAGUAUCGCGGGAAGAAGACACUCCGCGUGGGGAUCAUGCGGACUGACAAUGUCGUUGAUCCAAGCCCAGCCUGUAGGCGAGCUUUGGAAACCACAGAGGCCGCUCUUCGGAAAGCGGGCCACAUUAUCAUCGAAAUCAACCCUCCCUCUCCCUACGAGGCUCUUUAUCUGGGAGCUCACCUUCUCAAUGCGGAUGGAUGUCAGACUUUCAAGAGAUUCUUCAGUCCUGGGGAAUGGGAGGAUACUGGUGCCCGUCAGAUGAGCUUUUUGAUGGAGCUGCCGAGGCCAUUGAAGUAUCUCUAUUAUCUGUGGGUCAAGUAUGUUCGGAGGGAUGCUAUCUGGGCCGACCUGGUAAGGGAUUGGCGGCCCAAGAGUGCCGUAGAAAGCUGGCAGCUCGUCUCGAAGCGCGAAGCUUACCGAAUGAAAUGGUUUGAGUGGUGGAAUGAUGCGAACAUCGACAUCCUCCUUACUCCCCCAAACGCAACCCCGUCAGUUCCGCACGAUGGUAUGAAACAAGCCGUGAGCAGCUGCGGCUAUACGUUCCUGUUUAAUGUGCUCGACUACACAUCCUCUGUGUUGCCCGUUUUGAAGGUCGACAAGGAUCUAGACAAGCUCCCUGCCAAUUUCAGUCUGAAGGGUCUAAAUGGAGUGGCUCAGGGUGCGUACAGAUUGUAUGAUGCAAACGCGAUGGACGGACUGCCUGUCGGGGUACAGAUAGUAGGCAGGAGGCUUGAGGAGGAGAAGAUUUUGGCCAUCACGGAGGUUGUAGAGGACGCUCUCCACCAGCACGGCACACACUACCGGCAGCUAAGCCCGUCGGACUGA